UCCGUGUGAAGUGAACGUCGUUUAAAAGUACGCGAGGACGAGCAACUGACAUCUGAACGUCCACAUCCUCAUCACUAUAUUCAUUUAUUUACCUUUCAUAAUUAUACUGUAAUUACCAAGAUAUUUUUAUCCUAUUUAAGCAGUACCUGGAGCCGUAAUGAGUGAGUUACUUGAGUCAUCAUUCAGCAUCGAAGACAUUAUUAAGACAUCAAAAAGCCCAGACAGCCGAGCCGAACUGAAACCAGAGGAGCUUAUAACCCAGCUCAGAAAGCUACAGCAAGUCAAGAAAAUCCUUGAAGAAGAAGUGACGGAAGUAAUGCUCCUCAAAUGUGCUAGGAAGCAGGAGGAGGAUGCCUUAGCUGCAGAAGCGUUAAAGUUGGAAGGGACGUUGAAUGCGAAGGAAGAGUUAAAUAGAUCUCUGCAGCUCAAAUGUGAGGACCUCCAGCUUGAGGCACAAAGGCAGCUGGAGCAGAAUCAUCAGAAAGAGGAACUGGUCAAGCAGUACAGCUUUCAGAUCCAGGAGACAAAAUUAAAGCACAGAAAGAUUCGGAUGAAGUUUGAGAAUCAGCUUCAGCAGUUGACGGAGCAGCAUAAAAACUUGUCUGCUGUCUUUGCCCCGCAAAGACUUCCAGCAGAAAUACAGUCUGCAGAAUACAGCACUGAGCAGCUGCUGAAGGCUGAGCAACAGAAGCUGGAGCAGUUGGCCAAGCUGCUGGACGAGUUAAACCACACCCAGAAUGCAGAGGUGCACAUGGAUAUCUCAGAAAAAGCACCAUGAACAUCUCACACAAACUGAAGAUGAGUUCCUAAUACAUGACAGAAAAAUAAUUUAAUUAUACAGCAAAUGUUUUGAGAAGUGGUUUUGCAAUCUGUUCUUAUAUUUUAACAUGUUAGAAGUAACACUAUUGUUUUAUGUCAACAAAUACAACAUUAAAUUAUAUCCAUACCUAGAAUAUAAAAGUUUUGAAAACAUUUAUUCAGAAUUUAUGACACAAUAAAAAAGGUUUGUAAACAAGUCUAAAUCCCCCCAGAUUUGUAUUUAUACAUGAACGUACAGUAUCAGUGACUCUGUCAAAGUUUAAUCCAUCAUACUUCUCAAUCAGAUAUACAACUUCCGGUUUCCAUAAAUCAGUCCUAUGACACAUGCAGCAGGGCGUUCUGGGAGUUCUUUGGUUUUCAGUAAUAUCUGUCUUAAUUACAUUUUGCAUUGAUAAAAUACAGGCCAAAGCCCAGUCCUGAGAGCUUCUGAUUGUUAACCUAAUAUUUUACAGUUACUCUUGAAAAUGUACACGUGUAGUUUGAAACCAUUAAACGGCGAGUUCUGAUUGCCAGUAUAAUAAUAAAAUUAAUUCAGCUCCACUCCACUUUCUCUGCAUUCAAUCCACUUUCUUGAUAGCACACUGUUAAUAGAGGAAAAAUGAAUGAACAGGCCUUUCAUUUUCAUGCAUCCCUUACAUACUUUCCGGUCAUUUCUCAGUUGAGUUUUUUAUUUUCAAGUAAAAGUGUUGUCUACCAACCAUCUCUGGUUGUGCUUUAUGCCUGUGAUCCGUUGGC
This is a messenger RNA of Danio rerio (zebrafish), 1554 nucleotides long. Lineage: Eukaryota; Metazoa; Chordata; Actinopteri; Cypriniformes; Danionidae. Gene Ontology annotation, biological process: synaptonemal complex organization; synaptonemal complex assembly. The record is from RefSeq and is marked validated. Gene Ontology annotation, cellular component: synaptonemal complex.